Messenger RNA from Lobosporangium transversale, 1035 nucleotides. Its product is annotated as kinase-like domain-containing protein. The record is from RefSeq and is a predicted model, not a curated record. The coding region runs from base 1 to 1035 and encodes 344 amino acids. The transcript has 6 exons. Gene Ontology annotation, molecular function: protein kinase activity; ATP binding; protein serine/threonine kinase activator activity. NCBI's taxonomy places the organism in Eukaryota, Fungi, Mortierellomycota, Mortierellomycetes, Mortierellales, Mortierellaceae. Gene Ontology annotation, biological process: protein phosphorylation.
AUGAGACGACCUAGUAGUGUCCAUAGCGGAUCAGGUUACAUCCCAACGUCACCCGUCGGCAGUGUCGCACCAGCUGCUUUGGGUCAGCACGAUGACCAACUAUUCUCCAACAAUCCCGAGGACUAUGACAUUCGACUCCCCAUUGGAUAUGGUUCUUCUGCGGUCGUAUAUAAUGCAUACUACAAACCAUUGAACAAACGAGUCGCCAUCAAGGUCAUUGACCUCGACAUGUUUGAACGGAAUCAGAUUGAUGAACUUCGGAGGGAAACCCAGGUCAUGUCACUUUGCAAACAUCCCAAUGUAUUGCGUGUCAAUGGAGCCUUUGUCGCGGACAGCAAGUUGUACAUUGUAACACCAUACCUAUCAGCUGGAUCAUGUCUCGAUAUCAUGAAAACUGCUUAUCCAGAUGGUUUUGACGAGGUCUCAAUUGCCACUAUUCUAAAACAAGCAUUACAGGGAUUGGACUAUCUUCAUAAAAAUGGGCAUAUUCACAGGCAAGUGCGAGCUGGAAAUCUAUUGAUGGAUGACGAUGGAUCGGUACUCUUGGCGGACUUUGGAGUUUCAUCGUCAUUGAUGGAGAAUGGAGACAGGCGUGGUAUGAGGAAGACCUUCGUUGGUACUCCCUGCUGGAUGGCACCUGAAGUCAUGGAGCAGGCUGGUUAUGAUUACAAGGCUGAUAUCUGGAGUUUCGGUAUCACCGCCAUUGAGUUGGCUACUGGUCACGCCCCUUUCGCCAAAUAUCCUCCCAUCAAGGUUCUUAUGUUGACACUCUCCAAUGAUCCUCCCACUUUGGACCGUGAUUCAACGAAGCAUCGCUAUUCCAGAUUGCUAAAAGAGAUGAUUGACAGCUGUCUGCAGAAGGAUCCCGCUAGAAGACCAUCGGCUGAGAAACUGCUCAAUCAUUCAUUCUUUAAACAAGCAAAAAAGAAAUCUUAUCUCGUUACCGCUUUGCUUCAAAACCUGCCACCGCUGGAGCAACGCCCUCCCAAAAGUAUGAAAGAGAAGACAACGUUUAUUCCGAAACCAAAACUAUAA